Molecule: messenger RNA, 264 nt
Organism: Nicotiana tabacum (common tobacco)
Lineage: Eukaryota; Viridiplantae; Streptophyta; Magnoliopsida; Solanales; Solanaceae
Source: RefSeq, a predicted model, not a curated record
CGGACAUUUGCUUCGAAACUUGCAGAUUGGAGGUCAUCAUAGUGAUAAUGAUUUUGCCGUGAGAGGCAAGGAACCUAAAGAUGAGGUCCAGAUCUAUACAUGGAUGGAUGCUACUCUGCGUGAAUUAACUGAUCUGGUUAAAGAGGUAGCUCCAGAAGCAAGACGAAGAGAUGCAAGUUUAUCAUUUGCUUUUGUAUAUCCUGAUAAACGAGGGCGGUUUGUGGUUAGAGAGGUCUGUCUCCCAUCUCUUAUAUAUGUGUUAAU